Messenger RNA from Lachancea mirantina, 828 nucleotides. NCBI's taxonomy places the organism in Eukaryota, Fungi, Ascomycota, Saccharomycetes, Saccharomycetales, Saccharomycetaceae. The record is from the annotation of a GenBank genome assembly.
AUGGCUUCCUUCCUCAACCAACACGCAGUGGCAGACUUUGCGUCUCGUCUGCGGCCCCAGCAGGUCUCCAAUGGGCUGUUUUUCGGACCGCUGUACUCGCUGUCGCAGCACGAGUAUCUCGUCGCGAACAACAUACGGUUCCUGAUCUCGGUGAAUCUUGCGACGGUUCGCGUCGCCCAGUAUUUCGAGGCCCUGCCGAACAAAGAAGCGUUUGUGUGGGUCAACUUCGACGCGAAUUUCAAAGAAGAUGCCACGAGUGCCGCGUAUGUGGCCCACAAUUCGACUGCGCUGUCGCAAUUGGUGCGAAAUUUGACGCAAGCUCCAGACACACGCGGAUUUGGAUUUACAUCCCAGCUCGUUGUCACGCCGCAACCUGACAUUUCGUCCCUUCUCUACAACGACUUGUCCAUGUACACCCACAACAUCAUCGCGGCGACGGGCACAACCAAGUUUUCCGCUUUCAACGAUCUUUUGACUUUGUUCAAAGCGUCGGGCGCUGGUAACGUGCUGGUCUUGUCUAGCGACGGAAACGACGCAGAGAUGUGCGCGCUCGUAGCGUCGCAUUUGGUAAAGGACAACGCUUCUAUUUCGAUGCAAGGCGCCGUCAACUAUUUGAUCUCGCUACGGCCAACGCUCAGCGAGCCUGCGGACGCCAAUGCGCUUUUGCAGUUCGAACAGCAUCUUAGAUCGACCGAUGCGUUUACGCCGCGAGAUUCCACGUGUGUUGCCCCCAAACGUCGAACUUCGAGCGCGUCGUCGUCGUCGACACCGACGUCUCUCAUGGGGAAUUCCAAAAAACAGGCGGUACGGACCGCACCUCAGGAUUGA